AAUUCAUCCCCGCCAUACCCCAUCAAUUGACAAAUCUACACACAUAAACAUGCCACCUAGGAAGAAACCCAAGCUCACAGCGCAAGCCGAGCCCACGCCAUCGUCAACGAAUACCCCCUCCGGCGACACCCCAGCGCAGCCGAACACAGACUACGACGCUGUAACGGACCCGUGGACCGACGAGCAGGAGACUGCGCUGCUGAAGGGGAUCAUAAAAUGGAAGCCAGUUGGGAUACACAAGCACUUUCGCAUGGUCGCUAUCGCGGAGUAUAUGAAGAGCCAGGGAUAUGCGCCGUCGCAUGCGGAGCAUACGCGCAUACCUGGGAUUUGGAAGAAGCUGGGGACCUUGUAUAACCUUCCUGCGCUUAAUGAACGGGAAGAUUCGCUGAUUAUGGAUGUCGCGGAUGAUGGGGAUGGGUCGCGGGAACUCUAUUGUCCGUUCGAGCUUCCUGAGGAUGAAUACGGCGAGAUGAUGUUUGAAAGAAGGCUGGCGAUGGAGGGUUCGGCAUCGCCCGAGCAGAGUGUCCAAGGGGACUCGAGAAGACCCAGUACGGUGGCUGAUACAGAUGAACCACGGUCGUCGCCCGCGCCGUCGUCGAGAGGAAGGAAACCCGGUCGGGGCGGUCGCCAAGCAGCCCGGGGCACACGUUCCUCACGACUCCACGUCGAAGUCGAACGACAUAGGAAGAGCUCCGGGACAGGAGAAGAGGAUGACGACUCGGAAGGAAACGACGAGGAAGACGAGGACAAUACAGACGGUGGAAAAUACGAGAGCGAGGGCGAUGAAGACGGUGAUGGGGAUACAGGGGGAUCUCCAACGACGCGAAGCACACGCGCUCAAACAUCUCGAACUAAGCAGAAGAGAGGAGGUGCGACGGGGACUAGGCGAGGUGGACGGCGGCGCUGAUUCGGGAUGCCUCUUUCUUGUGUUGUAUUGCAUUGAUACCUUCAGUCUCCGGCGCUGGCGUUUUUGGCUGUUGCUUGACUCUGCGUGGUUGAUCCCUGUCUUUAUUUCUGUCGUUGUGUCCAUGUGCUCUACGGUUGGGUUAUGUUUGAUUGGCAGUCUCAACGCCUAUCAAUGAUGUAAAACAAGCAUCCACUUG
Aspergillus candidus is the source of this 1103-nucleotide messenger RNA. RefSeq lists its product as uncharacterized. Gene Ontology annotation, cellular component: NuA4 histone acetyltransferase complex; nucleus. The record is from RefSeq and is a predicted model, not a curated record. The transcript is spliced from 4 exons. The coding region runs from base 50 to 907 and encodes 285 amino acids. Lineage: Eukaryota; Fungi; Ascomycota; Eurotiomycetes; Eurotiales; Aspergillaceae. Gene Ontology annotation, biological process: regulation of transcription by RNA polymerase II.